CAAGCCCCGCCCCCAACGUUCUGAUUGGCACCGCUGUCGCCUGGUAAAUCCUGCCCCACCUUCCCUCCUUCUCUACUUCACAACCGUACUAAAGGCCAAUAAUCGCCUUCCUUACGCCAGUACGUGCCUUUGUGCACGGUGGCUGCCGCGAUCCCCUGAUGGCCUCAUAGUAAGCCGGGCCGAACUCCGCCUCGCGUACACCUCUCCGAACGGGAACAGGGCCGCCUGGGACUCGCCGCGGAGAUGUUGAGCGGUACUGUCGGCCGGGCAAGGCCGAGGCUGGGCAGCCUCUUCCUCGCGCCCGCUACCACAAUGGCACCACUACUACCAGCACCACUAGUACCAUUAGCGGCGCCGCUGAUGUCAAACGCUUGCGGCCACCGCCUGAGGUCCACGUCCUCCUCCCUACAGAACUUCUCCGAACUGGCCCGAGAGCGCUCCAAGACGGUGACGUCGUUUUACAACCAGUCGGCCAUUGACAUCUCCGCGGAGAAGGCCUCGGUGCGACUUACCUUAGCCACUUUGCUGUAUGCGGGCAAGUCCCCAGACGGCCACCACAUUCUAAGCAGUGCCAAGUACCUGCACAAGGAGCUCCCCGUGCGCAUCGCCCACCGCAUCAAGGGCUUCCGCAGCCUGCCCUUCAUCAUCGGAUGCAAUCCCAUCAUCCUGCAAGUGCAUGAACUCUACAUCAGAGCGUACCACAUGCUCAGCGACUUCCCUCCUAUCAAGGAUCAGGACGUGGAAGCUCGCUUCUGCAAGCUGGUGCAGCAGCUGCUGGACGACCACAAGGACGUGGUCACCAUGUUGGCUCAGGGAUUCCGGGAAUGUCGCAAGCACGUUCAAGACGAGAUGAUACUCCGCAGUUUCCUGGACACCACGCUGUGCUCCCGUCUGGGAAUACGCAUGUUGGCCACGCAUCACCUCGCCCUGCACGAAGAUAACGCCGACUUCGUGGGCAUCAUCUGCAGACGUUUGUCCCCCAAGAAGAUCAUCGAGAAGUGGGUGGACUUUGCCAGGCGUCUGUGCGAGCAUCAGUACGGCAACUCUCCCAGAGUUCGCAUCAACGGCCACGUGGCGGCGCGCUUCCCCUUCAUCCCGCUGCCGCUCGAUUACAUCCUGCCCGAGCUGCUCAAGAACGCCAUGAGGGCCACCAUGGAGAGCCACUUGGACACACCUUACAACGUCCCCGACGUGGUGGUCACCAUCGCCAACAAUGACACUGACUUCGUUAUCAGGAUUUCGGACCGUGGCGGUGGCAUCCCACACAGGAUCAUCGACAAGGUGAUGGAUUAUCACUUCAGCACGGCCGAGGAGAGCGCUCAGGACCCUCGCAUGAACAACUUCUUCAACAACAUCACCAACAGCGGCAACCAGUCGGGACCCAUGCACGGGUUCGGUUUCGGGCUGCCGACAUCACGGGCGUACGCUGAGUACCUCGGGGGUUCGCUGUCCAUCCAGUCGAUGCAGGGCAUCGGCACUGACGUCUACCUGCGUCUGCGCCACAUCGACGGCAAGGCCGAAAGCUUCCGAGUGUGACUUCUCCGCCACGCCGGCCUUCACGACUCCCCCAAUUCUUUGCUCCUUUGUUUUUAGCCACCUUUGUUUCUUUUUUUUUUUUUUUUUUUUUUACAGAAGCGUGGAGCUGCAAAUGUGGAGCAAAUAUAUAUAAUAAUGUUGAGCACAUCCAUACUAGUGUUUACGUGUGAUUUAAAUACCUUUGAACUUAUCGCAAAAACAUUUGAUGAGGCUAAAUAUGACAAAUGUAGCAUUUUCCAAUAAUGCCACAGGACUUUGCUCGCGUAUUUUUAACAUUUGGACCAACAUUAUGCUUGCAAGUGCUACGUUUGUAGCAUUCAGCCUCUAAAUACAUUUCUUUGAACAUACAAGUACUUUUGAAAGUAUUUGCCGGUCAAAAUAUUUUUACUCCACAUUGGCAUCUCCACACUUCCGUAGUUUUUGCCUUAGACGGAUUAUAAGCUAUGUUAGCUCACAAAUUGAGGAUUUGACUCAUGUCCCCGCCUCCUCCCCACCUGCCGUAGCCUUUUUUUGGAUUUGUUUAUCGGUACAAACUGUGCAUGAUGGCCAUUAUUGCAAAAAAAAAGGUGACUGGAAAUGAAGACACUCCAGGAAGGAAGAAAUAUGGAUGAAGUCAGUUGUCAUAAAAAAGAAAAAAAAUUUUGACUGGUAGAUUUUUUUAGGCUGGUGGGACAACUUUUUGCCUUUUUCACUGCGACGUUCCUCACUUUGUUCUUCGUUGCCUUUGUCGCUUUCCAUCUUGUACUUUGACUGAUUGCUAUGUCAGAGGAUCAUAACCGCACAAGUAUUUUGGACUUUUGUCUCUUUGUUCGAAUUAAAAAUGUGCUUCUUUCAUGAUUUUUGUCACACAAGAAUCCAUCAGCCAGACUAGUGGCGACUGGACUUUGAAGUGCUCUGAUGCUGGUGGACAAUUUUUGACAUUCACUUGAUUUAAGCAUCGGGUUGUUUGACAUUUUGCAGCGAAAUGGGCGUGUUCCAUUUGUCAACAUUGUUCCAUUAAAUUUUUUAUGCUAAACGCUGCUUUUCAUUGAUUUUGAACUGGUGGAUGACAAUUUUUACGGUUUCAAACAAUCGUGUGUAAAUUCGCAGUUGGAAUGCACGCGAGAGAUGAAUAGCUCAUAAGUCAACUGAAACUGAGGCGAGUUUGCUAUCUGUCGGUUAAAAGAAACACCAGCUGACUGAAAGAAAUGUUUUGAAGUGCAUCCAUUUAUUUAGUUUUAAGUGCUAGUUGUUCAUUUUUAGUAUAUUGUGCCCCAUGGAUAAUUAAGGAUUCACAAUGACAACAUAACUAGGCAUUGCCAGCAGAAAGAGGAUUCAUGACAAUUUUAGUUACUAUUUGAAUGACUCAUGACCUCUGGUGUUGUUAUCGACAUUAAAACUUUUGAUUGUUUGGA
Hippocampus zosterae (dwarf seahorse) is the source of this 2930-nucleotide messenger RNA. RefSeq names its product branched chain ketoacid dehydrogenase kinase (gene bckdk). The record is from RefSeq and is a predicted model, not a curated record. The transcript has 11 exons. NCBI's taxonomy places the organism in Eukaryota, Metazoa, Chordata, Actinopteri, Syngnathiformes, Syngnathidae. Gene Ontology annotation, molecular function: pyruvate dehydrogenase (acetyl-transferring) kinase activity. The coding region runs from base 244 to 1536 and encodes 430 amino acids. Gene Ontology annotation, biological process: regulation of glucose metabolic process; protein phosphorylation. Gene Ontology annotation, cellular component: mitochondrion.